CAUGGAGGGCAUAUUUGAAAAUUCAAGAGAGAGUCUAUGAAGUUUUCUUCCAGUUUUCACUUUUGUAAAGAAGAUUAUAAAUAAAGAUGGAUGACGAGUUUGAGUUCACAGAUGAUGAGAUCAGAGAUGAAUUAUGUAAGUUAGGAUACAGGAGUAUUCCUAAUGAAAGGCUUCUAGAAUUUAAAAAAGAUUUACGAGUACUCAUACAGCAUGAGAGAAGCAGACUUUCAAGGGACACAACUCUAUCCUCUCAAAUUCAAACAGAUGCCUCCGACUCUUUCUUAGGUCCAUCACACAGACAACCAGAAAACACCCUGCCAGGUUACUUGGCUGCAGAGAAGGAAAACAGACCUCGGCGGUACGAUUAUGGGGAUCCCAUUAUAAGGAAGCCCCUCCCUCCUCAACCAAAUCAGGUACGGGGAGAUUUUGCCUUAUACGACAGUCGCCUCGACACAACAAAGGAUGACAUGUCAGGUUCAGAAUCGGGGAGUAGGAUGGUGAAAAGGAAAGUGCUCAGAAAAAGAACAGAUGGAUCAAAAGUAAUAGAUGAAUCAUUCACAGAGAGUGAAACAGGAAGUGUUCUGGACAUCAAUGAGAGACUCCGACUUCUGGGGAUUGACACAGACAGACCACAGACAGCCCCUGCUGGAGAACCUCCAUAUCGUCUUUCUCCAGAUGACCCAAGACCUGCAUCAGUUAUUUUGAGGCCAUCGGAACAUCCCCACACAAGAAACAUACGCAAGUCUGACCCUGUGGCUCGGUACCAACAGUUCCGUCAGUCCUGGAGUCAACAGCGAGCACCGGGAGAGAAAAAGCACAACCAGCUGCGGUGGAACAUCAGGGAACAAAUGCUGGCACAGGAUCAGGUUGUAGAAAAGAAACCUCAAAAGGUAUUUGUUCCAAACAAGUAUGUGGUACCAACAGAUAAGCAGAGGAAAUCUCUCAGGUGGCAGAUACGUAUGGACUUAGCACAGGGUCAGAUGCCAGCCCAUGGCUUCUAUCAUGAAUACUGACAAUGAUCUCAAGUGUUACUGCAAGGAUCUGUGACUGUCUCCUUCCUGUUGUCUAUAGAGUCUAGCAGAAACAUUCCUGGUUUGUCGUACCAUCCAUGUUAAAUGACCAUGAGACAUUUUGUUUUCAAAUUUUAUAGAUCUUUUUUUUUUUUACAGAACCCUUUUCUUAAAACCUAGUAUGUUGUAAAAUUUUCUUAAAACCUAGUAUGUUGUAAAAUAGAUGAUGUAUAUUAAAAAAGUGAGGGUU
Saccostrea echinata is the source of this 1260-nucleotide messenger RNA. Its product is annotated as centriolar and ciliogenesis-associated protein HYSL1-like. Gene Ontology annotation, cellular component: non-motile cilium; centriole. The record is from RefSeq and is a predicted model, not a curated record. Gene Ontology annotation, biological process: cilium assembly. The transcript has 10 exons. NCBI's taxonomy places the organism in Eukaryota, Metazoa, Mollusca, Bivalvia, Ostreida, Ostreidae. Bases 87 to 1013 code for a protein of 308 amino acids.